AAACACCCGUUGCGUUUUCCUUAUCGUGGACGAGAGCAGUAUGCAUACCGGGAAUUAGAAGCCAGAAAACGCUAAAUUUUCACUUAAAAGAAAAUUUCAAAAGUUAACAAACACAGAGAGAAAUGACAGAGCCACGCAGUCCGGUUACGGCCUCCAUCCCCCAGACAGGCCAGACGCCUGCGGACGCCAGCUCCCCAGCUGUGGAGAUGGACCCCGUGGAGUAUACCCUCCGUAAACGCCUCCCCCGAAAACUCCCCAAGCGGCGGAACGAUGUCUACGUCAACAUGAAGACAGAUUUCCGGGCCCAGCUGGCACGCUGCCAGAAGCUGUUGGAAGGCGGAGGUCACCGGGAGAUCUGCGUCCACGGCUUGGGCCUGGCCAUCAACAGGGCCAUCAACAUUGCCCUGCAGCUCCAGGCCAGCAGCCAGGGGGCGCUACAGCUGGCAGCCAACACCUCCACGGUGGAGCUGGUGGAUGAUCUGGAGCCCGAAGAUCCGGAAGAGGCCGGGGAGCCCAUGACGCGCACACGCAACAACUCAGCCAUUCACAUCAAGGUCUUUUACCCUGACUCAUAGAGAACCUGGCUGGAGAAAGGAGAAAAGGCUCUGUGAUAUAUGUGAGGGCAGACAUAGGCAGCCAUGUGCUGUGGGAUGACAGGAGUAUACAGGUUUUCCACCCAUUUAAUCGCUACACCAUGAUUUCAUUGAUUGUCAUGUCCUCUUUGAAUGAAGGUCUUAAACGGUGAAAUCACCUGGCAUAGGUACUGGUUGGAAAGAAAACCUGUAUACUUCUGGCAGCUCAUGGCACAUAGUUGCCUAUGCCUUUGUACUGGUUUUCCCCAGUCAUUGUUCAGGUUUUUUUCCCCCCAUUACUAACCAACACACAAUUUACCUCAUUGCAAAGGUGAGAUUUUUUUUAGGAAAUGUGACCUAUGAGGAAUCUGAUGACUGCCCUCUUUGUGACAGUAGUAGCUAAGGACAUAAAGACAUGUUGGCUGUAGAUGUCUCUGAACUGUGUGGGAAUGCCAUGGACUCCAAAGUUGUCUGAAUGUUUUCUUAGUUUUGUUACCCGUUUGUCAUUUGUAAAUUGCCAGUAUCGAGCUAAUUUAUCUUUCCUUUGCUGUCCUUACCUUCAGAGUUGUCCUGUGAUUGCAUAGAUACUACUGUUUGAUGAGUUGUUUUUUUUAUUUUGGAAAAUUGAAGCUUAUGCUUUUGGAAUAUAUCAAUAGUCAACAUCAUUUGACUGGUCAUACUAAAGCGAUCUCCUGAACCGAUACUUGUGGACUUGGCUGUGCCAAAUUUGAUUUCAUAUCAUUUUAAUUUCUAAGACUUAAGAGAUUGUUUAGUAUUUUCUGUCUUGGUGUUGGAAAAAAGUGGAAUGAAAUGUUUACAUGUCAUAUAAAUAAAUUGAGAAACUGAAAAGAAAAAAAAAUCCAAGUAGGCCUU
This is a messenger RNA of Lampris incognitus (smalleye Pacific opah), 1445 nucleotides long. It is a transcript of the gene pop7, whose product is annotated as POP7 homolog, ribonuclease P/MRP subunit. The coding region runs from base 123 to 575 and encodes 150 amino acids. NCBI's taxonomy places the organism in Eukaryota, Metazoa, Chordata, Actinopteri, Lampriformes, Lampridae. Gene Ontology annotation, cellular component: nucleus; nucleolar ribonuclease P complex; ribonuclease MRP complex. Gene Ontology annotation, molecular function: nucleic acid binding. The record is from RefSeq and is a predicted model, not a curated record. Gene Ontology annotation, biological process: tRNA 5'-leader removal. The transcript has 2 exons.